Messenger RNA from Papaver somniferum (opium poppy), 573 nucleotides. Its product is annotated as vesicle-associated protein 1-3-like. Gene Ontology annotation, biological process: endoplasmic reticulum membrane organization. Lineage: Eukaryota; Viridiplantae; Streptophyta; Magnoliopsida; Ranunculales; Papaveraceae. Gene Ontology annotation, cellular component: endoplasmic reticulum membrane; plasma membrane. The record is from RefSeq and is a predicted model, not a curated record. The transcript has a single exon. The coding region runs from base 1 to 573 and encodes 190 amino acids.
AUGAGUGCAGGAAAUCUCUCAAACAUGCAACCACCUAAAGAGUUCAAAUUUCCAUUUGAACUGAAUAAGCAGACUUCAUAUACUCUGCAAUUCACUAACAAAACCGAUGAAUAUGCUGCUUUCAGUGUUAAAACGACCGACCCAAAGAAAUACUGUGUUUUCCCAAGCGUAGGGAUUGUAUCGCCUAGAACAGUAUGCAACGUCACAAUAGUUAUGCAAGCACAGAAAAAAGCACCAAAGGGUAUGCAAUGCAAAGAUGAGAUACUUGUGGAGAGCGUCGCUUUAUACGAUAUGUUUGACGAAGGAAGUGCCCAGGUUACUAAUAUGGAGGAUAUGAAAUUCAGGGUUAUUUAUGUUCCAGCAAAUCAAGGAUCUGAACAAGCACUAUCGAAGGUGACUUAUGUUCCACACAGUCCACUGCAGCAGGGAUCUACUACUAAGGCGGCAUCUUGUGUGGAUAAUGGGAGUCCAACAACUUGUUUGUUUGAUGAUAUAGCAAGAUCAAUUUGCUUAUGUAUAAAGAGGAUGUUUAAGGGAAAAAUAAGCUGCACUGUACUGAUGCCGCGACAGUAG